AUGGCAGGCACGAAUCUUCAGUUCAAAACAAAGUAAGUUUUUGACGUAUGGCGUGUUCGGCGUGUGGACGUUGUUGUCUAGUUAGCAUGAUCUUGGCUAAUGUGACAUGUAAAGUUGAGACGUGUUACACUGAUUUUUGUGUUAUUUUAUCACAGUUAUGUUGUGUCCAGCAAGAUUGAGCCGUUUUACAAAGGAGGGAAAGUGCAGGUGAGUUUUCAGCUCCAUGUUUUUUAUGAAAAGUGUCACUAAAGCUCAAAUUUUUGUAAUCAAUCAGAAAAAACUGUAUUUUCAUAACAUUCAUUCUACACUUUAUUCAUACAGUUGCUCUUAUUUUCUAUUGUUUGUUGAAAAAUAAACCAAUACGUUAAUAAAAUGAAGACAGAAAGGUGAAAAGACAAAAAGGAAAAACAGAACUUAUUUUAGGGAUGACAAGAAAACUUGAUCCAUCGGAGAGAAGAGCUGAACUCAAUUUCAUUCAUGGUACUCCAUAUGUAAAUAAAUACACCUUUAAUUGUUUGUUACAGUACUUUCUGUUAAUGUCUGAAGUUAAAAAUACCUGUUUAAUACCUGUUUCAGCUCUUCUACCGUGCUUGUUGAGGAAUAAACUGUGGAGUCACCCGCAUACAUUACUAUUUUGGCAGAGUUCGAGAUCAACAGCAAAUCAUUUGUAAAAAUUGAAAAUAAAAGUGGUCCCAGGCAGCUUCCUUGCGGCACCCCACACCCCACAUCUCUGCCAUUGAAGUGAACUGAAUAUUUCCUGUUUGUCAGAUAACUUUUAAUCCAUCUGUUUGCAAAGUCUUCAAAUGUAUAAUAUCUCAGCUUACUCGAUAAAAAGGAAUGAUCCAGUAUGUCGAAUCCUGCGCUAAGGUCUCAUAAUAUAGCACCUAUCAAGUUUUGCAUCUCUAUAUCUCUCGACCAGUCAUCUAUCAUCUGUCUCUCUGUUCUGUUUUUUGCUUGCACAGCUUUAGCAUUUUUUAUUACUAUGUUAGAUGUGAAAAUAACAGAUAUCGUAUCACAUUUCAGCACAUGAUGUUGUAAAUUAAAGUAUUACUAAUUAUAACAACCUGACGAUACAAAUGUACAACCGACCCAUGAGGGACAUAAACGUCUGUUUGAUGAAACUUUCUGUUUGUUCUUCAGAUCAGCAAAGAUGAAAAGUUCAUCUUUUGCACUUGUGGGUCUCGGGUCAAUGUUUUGGAGACCAGCACAGGAAAGAUUGUCCACUGCGUUGAGCAUGUAAGUAAAAAAAAUACCCAAACUGUUUUCCUACAUAGGCUUGUGCCAUUCAAGGACAAUGUUUAUGACAGCAUAGUCACUCAUAGCAUGGCUUACUUCAACAUUUUAACCUUUAUUAAAAUACUAUAUGCAGCACUUUGGAUCUUAUUACUUUCAGCACUAGAAAGGAACUGAAUUUUAAGACGUUUUUAUGUGAACCUUGACUCUUGACACCAUUUUUACACAUUUGAUCACUCAGUGGUUGUUUUCAUCAUGUUUGUUUGUGCUGUUUUUGCAGGAUGAUCAAGAGGACAUCACAUCUUUUGCCCUCAGCUGUGACGAUGAGGUAAAGCAAACACACUUUCACUACUUACUUUUAUAAACUUCAUUAAGUUGCCUGUAAAACUGUUUCUAAAUCAUCUUUGUGUCUCUACUCUGUGUCCCUCUACAGAUGCUCGUAACAGCCAGCAGAGCUCUCCUCCUGAAGCAGUGGGACUGGAAACAAGCUCAGUGUACUCGCUCCUGGAAAGCCAUUCACACUGUUCCCGUGGCCAGUAUGACCUUUGACUCCACCUCCACGCUCCUGGCCACAGGUCAGCACUCACAAACUUAUUGACAUCAAGCUGUGUUGAUUGAGCCUGUAUAUUUCCGUCUGAUUUUUAGUUGACUGGGUUUUCUGUCCUCUGGUUGUCCUGCAGGUGGCUGUGAUGGCACCAUAAAGAUCUGGGAUGUGGUGAAGCAGUACUGCACCCACAACCUGAAAGGGUCGUCUGGGGUUGUGCAGUGAGUGUGGAUAUUGUCUCGCUUUGAGUAAAAUAGUGAUGUGGUUUUUUUUUAAGGAAAAAUUAGGAAAAAUGUCAGGUGUUAUUGAAAGAAUUCGGCUUUCUGAAUAAAUAAUCUGAAAACCCUUCUUAUGUCUUCGCAGCUUGGUCCAGUUCCACCCUGACAUCAGCCGACUGCAGCUCUUCUCCUCCUCUCUGGACUGCGGUAUCCGGCUGUGGGACCUGCAAACCAGUCAGUGUGCAUGUGUGCUGGAGAGUCACUACAGCGCUGUCACCGCCUUCAGCUUCAGCUGCGAUGGAGACACCAUGAUCAGGUACGAGGAUUGUAAUUUAAGCUUUAAGCGCUCUAAAAUGUUUGAAACUUUGGUGUCUUGAUGUUUUCUUUCUCUCCGGCAGCUCCGGCAGAGAUAAAAUCUGCACAGUGUGGGACCUGAAGACCAAGAAAGCCAAAAGAACCGUACCAGUCUAUGAGGUAAGACUGUGAAAAACUGAAUGAUAUGAGGAGAUCUAAACUCUAGAGUACUGCUGGGUCAUGUCUGUGUGUGUUGUCUUGGUCUCCAGGCUGUGGAAGGUGUUGUGCUUCUGUCCAAGAAUGACGACUUCUCUCAGAUUGGAGUCAAAAACAAAGACUUGCAUUUCAUCACAGCAGGAAGCAAAGGUGUGCCUCUUGCUUGGUCUUCAUGGUUUAAUCUGAAUCGUUCUGUUUUCAUUAACUCACCCCUCUCCUCUUCACGUCCAGGUGUCUUAAGAGUUUGGGAGGCCAGCACGGCGCGUUGCGUCUACACUCAGACCCUCCCCGUUCCAGCAGAGGAGGAGGAAGAAGAGAAAGACGAUGAUCCCCGCAGUCUGACGUACCUCCUCCACCUGCCCGACUCCUCACGACUGGCCACAGUCACUGCAGAGCACAACAUCGUGCUGUAUCAGCUGCCUGAGCUCAGCACACAGCAGCAGGUACAGAACAAGACUUCAGUCAGAGUUGAUUUUUGGAUCUUAGUUUAUGAGACAGGUUUCAUGUCUUCUACUUUUGCUGCCAAAUUACAGCCUAACAAUUUAAAAACAGACUUCUAAAAGUCGUCACUAGGGGGCAGUGUUUACGUAUCAGUAGUUGACUUGGUCUAAACUAAAAACUUGAGGUACUUAAAGGGAUAUUCCGGCAUACAAUUAAUUUAGGGUCAAACACAACAUAACACUGAGUUAGACACCUACUCCAGAGAUGAAUGUUGCCGACUUUAGUAACGACCGCAGAAUAUCCCUUUAACACUCAAUAACAAUCUUGUUAAAAUGCAGCAACAAUAAAAACUGUAAUAGUUAAAAGCUUCAUUCUUAAUGCUACAGAGCGGUGAGACUUGUGCAGCUUGUGGCGUAAAAGUAAAAUUGAAGGUGACUUUCUCUUCUUUUGUCUGCUCGCUCUCAGUUCGUGGGCUACAGCGACGAGGUGCUGGACGUGAAGUUUCUGGGUAAAGACGACAGCCACAUCGUGGUGGCCACCAACAGCUGCCAGCUGAAGGUGUUUGAGCUGCUCACCAACAGCUGCCAGAUCCUGUACGGACACACAGGUGGGUCACCAGCAGGGGGCAGCAGCGGUGCAUGUGAACCUGCAAGUGAAACGACCUGCAGAGUCUGUUUAUGUUGGCAGAGAGCAGAAAGUUUCCACAGCUGGGGUUGUCCGAUGUCUGUCAUGUUUAGGUUUUAAAUCUUGUGUCAAACCCUGUAACGAAAACAAAUAUCGUUCUUCUUUACUGUGGUUUCUAACGGCUGCAGCAGAUUUGUGACGACCUGAAUCACUAAGUUUUAAGUUUAUAGAGCUAACGCUAGAAAAGUCGAUGAUUUUCUCAUCUUUAUUCUGAAAGAUAAAACUGUUUUUAGCUGAUUUUAAUCGAUACAAAUGUAGAAUCAAUACCUUAUACUUAGUUUACAGUAAGAUUGCAGUUUUCUUUGCCCAGGGUACAAAUCAUCUUAACAUUAAAUCUUAAAGAGCUUGAAAAGAUUACCUCGAUGACACAUGAAAUGAAGCGUGUCGUUAGUGGAAACAGGAUCUAAAGAAUCCAGAUCGGUGUGACCUGCUGAUCUGGUUUGAUGGAUGUUUAUCUGCCCCAGCACUCACAUCUAUGUUUAUCUGUUCUAGAUACGGUCCUCUCACUGGACGUCUUCAAAAAGAGUUUGCUGUUUGCCAGCUGUGCGAAGGUGCGUCUCGUCUUUUUAACGUCCAUCAACGACUCUCACACUGAGCUGUUGUUAAAAAGCUGCACAUGCAUGUCGUCCACACUCACAAUAAGCUCUUCAGGAAACACGUUCACCACAUCAGAGCUGAGAAAGUUUUCACAUGUUGUGUUUCUGCGUUCAGGACAGGUCAGUGCGAGUGUGGCGGAUGGACAGCGACAGCGGUCAGGUGACUUGCGUGGCCCAGGGCUCCAGCCACACUAAUGCUGUCGGCUCCAUCACCUGCUCCAGGUAACUUUCCUGCUUCUCAUCAGAGAAUCUAAAGAAUCUAAAGACUCAGUGAACUCAAAGAUGGUGUUUCUCUCCAGGAUGAAAGCGUCCUUCGUAGUGUCCGGCAGUCAGGACUGUACGGUGAAGGUGUGGGAUCUCCCUGCAGACCUGUCAACAGCAGGAGCUGAAGUGCAUCAGCUGACCGUCCGCGCCACCGAGAAGGCGCACGAUAAGGUAACAGCACAAGGAUGCACUCAUGAAAGUGAAUGAAGGUUUCAAUCAGGUUCAAAACAUUUGAAGCUUGAUGAUCCAAAAUCUGGUCAUGAGAAAUGUGGUCCAUCACGGAAGAGCUUCAAACUGCAGUUCCUCAAAUGUCCACUUGGUGGUUACUCCACAUGUGCACUCAUUCAUUGAUACAGCUGUUUAACGCCCAUCUGGAGCAGGUUGAUUUUAGAGUUUAAAAGCUUUUAACAAACUUUUCAGGCUAAACUGCUCAUGAGGCUGUUUCCUCUUUUACAGAUAUUUACUGAACUCCCUGAGGAAAAAAUCAAAAACUAUCAAAUAAACAUAUUAUCACUUUUUAUGAUGGCAUACCAGUUUGAUAAAAACCUCCAAAUUUAGGUUGACCCCUAAUUUCUGCAGAAGUAGUCGACAUUGUAGAUGUUUGGGUUUGGGUUAGGGGCUCUUAUUCUAGUAACUUUUCACUUUAAGAUGAACAAAUCUUUUAUUUUGAAGGACAUUUAAAAAAAAGACAUAUCUGCAUGCAAAACCUAUUUGUUGGUGCCUUUUUUGUUUUCUUUUUUAUCGAUUUCACAUAUCAAUAGUCCAUCAACAUUUUACAUAUAUUCCACAAAUUUCUAACAGUAUAUAAUGUUUCUCCACAGCAGAGCAGAGACAUAGUUAGACAAAAACUUCUUAAGUAAAGUUACAGUAGAAUAACUGUGAAGUAAAAUGAAACACUUUUCACUCAUGUCCUUAUUUCCAAACCUCUCUGUCAUUGUCUCUUUCUCCUGUUGGAGGGUAAACAUAAUAAUAAACAAAUGAACAAUGAACAACUUUGUAGCCUGAACCAAAGGGGAUCAAUAAUCUAUAAUACAUAAUGCCUUUACUGCGCAAAGUCUGCUCUCAAUUGAGACACAAAAUCAACCCAGUUUUUCCAGUAGUUUUUGAAAGUAUCUGUUUCUAGUCUAGAUGAGAAAGUCAGCUUCUUCAUUCUAUAUAUAUAUCGAUCAUUACCUCGACACAAUCCUCUAUUUUUGGUGCAUCUGUUUUUACCAACAUGUAUUUUUCUCCUGACCUUGUUAUCUCCCGGUUCUCUUUUCCCAAAUAUAAAACUUCAAAUGUAAGUGGAAGUUGCACUUUCAAAAAUUUUCCAUACUCUUCUUUACCUCCCACCAAUAAGGUAUAAUACCAGAGCGUCCCCCCAAAAAUAUAAAAAUGAAAUGAAAAUGAUUGGCUUCAUUCUCCCCACUGCUUAGUUCCUUUUAACUGCAUUCAAACCUCUGGAAAAAGGUAGUUCCUCAUGUUCCUCUUACAGCAUCUGCAUUUGAAUGGAGGACGCUUUGGUUGACCCAGAUGUCUCUCAAAGUUUUUCCAUGAUCAAAACAAAGACUUAUCCACAUCUCUGAGUGGCUGUGAAUGAAAUCAGAAACUUUAAUAAGAUAAGAUAAGAAGGGAAAUUCAGUAAACUAAUUAACCAAUAAAUCACUUAUUAAUAAAACAGUUUAUUCCUGAGAAGUCAAACUGCAGUGCAGUGGAAAGGGUGUCAGGUUAGGAAAACAUUUGAGUGCUGUCAAAAUGUUGUGGCAGUUCUGACAAGCUGUUAACCUACAAACUCAUAAGACGCCACGCUCAACCUCUUAGUCACUCUGUCAACAAACGAGACCGCGUCCUUCCGGCUGUUUCCAUCACUGCUGCUUUUAUGCUGCAUGAAUGCAAAAAACACCCAUUUGGAUCAAUUCAGUUUUAAAGGCAAUAAAGUUAUUUUAGUUUUUCUUCAUCUAUGUUUGAUAUUAAUGGAAAAAAUAACGUACAAUUACACUCAGACCAUCGAUCGCUGCAUCUGGAGGAAGAGGAAAAUCUGAGACAUUUUGGGUUGUCAGAGUUCCUGGUGUAACUUCAUCUGUUUUUUCUGUCAUUUGAAGAGGGAGUGGUGACAUUUAACUCCACUAUUUUCUCGUCAUUUUAACUUUGAAUUCUCUCAGAAGGAAGAAGCAGUACUGCUCCAGUUACAUCUUCUUUUGCAAACUCACGUACAACUCUGCUCAUUUCUGUUUCCGGGGACUAACGGAGGAAAGUCUUUGUUGAAAGUUGCACAUUUUUCAAAGCUGGUCUAAUCCAGUCAAGGCAGAUUUUUGGACUAAUGAGAGGGGAAAGACGCAGGAAUGAUGAGAGAGUUCAAAAGUUGCAGAGUUCACUGUUCAUUCCUCAGACACUAACUUCAGACUCUCCACUAGACAAAUAGAGGCGUGUAAAAGUGUUAUGAGACCAGUUUCGGAGAGCUCCUCACUUUGUUUAAAAGCUUUUAGUAAGACAAGGUCAUGAAAAGCUUUGAAAGCUGAGAAGUUGAGGAUCAGAGCAGCACAUACCGACAAAGUUACAAACAUUAUGUAAUUUAAAAAAAUACACCAACAUAUCCUGGAUCAGGUUACAGAGAGUCAUCAGCCAAAGCAUCUGCAGCCUGAUGUGUCAUCCUCCAACUCCAACAUUAAGAGAUCAGCUCUGUCAGACGCAGACGGUUCCUGAGACGGAGAGGCGACCUAAAAAGCUUGAACACACAUGCAUAUUGUGCGGUCACCCCUUUAAAAUGCUCGGUUACAGUGGGUCAGUCGGUCAAGUAUGUUUGCCAACCUUGUGCACAUAUUUCUUUUUAUUAUUAAGAUAAACUCGUUUGCAGUCUGCACUCGCUCUCCACCCUUGAGUCAAAUUUCAAAACUCUUAAGUCUCAUAAAUUACUUUUUAUUGUGACUCAUUUGCAAGUGUCCCUACUGUGGGAUGAAUAAAGGUUUAUCUUAUCUUAUCUUGUUCCUUGAGGUCACAGACACGAUCUCUGUCUAGCAAUCUCUUCAAAAACCUCUUCUCAUCAGGAAGCUCUGAAAAAACCUGCUGUCGUCUUUUUUUUAACCCAGGAAGCUGAUGAGCUUUAUGAACAGCUCGGUUAGACAUGCGGUGAUUUCCUGCUUCGCCGUCACGCUCCUGAGCAGAGAUGUGAGAUUUAACAAUCGUUGGUCUGUCCUCCGGCGGGGCCUGUUACGUCACUUGGCUGAAUGUCUUUGUCUCAUAUCAGAUUUUAACACAAUGUAACGCGUCAAUCACAGCGAGCUGAUGAUGAAACUGGAGGCUGUGUCGAGAGAGAAAUUCAGAGAAUGUUUCAGGAAAAAGACGACAUCUUUUUUCCACCGUGUUUCAUCAUAUUUAACUUCCAUUAUUCAUUAAAUUGAUAUAAACUGCAUUAAAAUUCAAACAUGCGUCUCAUUUCCUUCUGCAGGAUGUUAACAGCGUGGCGGUGUCGCCCAACGAUAAGCUGCUGGCCUCGGGCUCGCAGGACCGCACAGCCAAGCUCUGGUCUUUAGCUGGGGAGGGAAACCUCGGUCUGCUCGGGGUGUUCAGGGGUCACCGUCGAGGCGUCUGGGCCGUCUGCUUCUCCCCUGUGGACCAGGUCCUGGCAACGUCUUCUGCUGACGGCGCCACCAAACUCUGGAGCCUGCAGGACUUCAGCUGCCUGAAGGUGGGCCAUGAAAUAAACCUGGACUUUCCCUCAUUUCGAUCUUUGACCCUUAGCAGAAUCAAAAAUCUCCCUUUAUAUUUGAUUAGUUACUUUCAAGAUUGCUCUUCUGCAUCUUGACAGCUUGAGUUAAUCGUGAAAAUUGCAAAAUAAGUAGAAACUUGUCAAAAACGUCUACUCUUUACUUUUCAGACGUUCGAGGGUCAUGAUGCAUCUGUUCUGAAGGUGAUCUUUGUCAGCCGAGGCACUCAGCUGCUCACCAGGUAACCUCACCACCCUGUCAGUGACACUUUCACAUGUUAUCAUCCUCAGAUUUUUACUCUAUUACCAUAACUCCAGUUACAGGAUAAGUUUGAGGAAACCGUGCAGAAGGAUUACUGUCAAAACAUCUUCACAUUAUUGUGAGAAAUGGAAAAUUCAGCCCCAAAACCGUCAUGCACACGUCUCGUUAUCUCAGAUGUCUGAUAGUCGUGAUCCUUAUCGUUGAUUAUAAGUAAGAAGUUUCACGCUUGCUCGCUAAUGAGACUGAGGAAUGUGGAAGGGAAACAUUAACACGCAAACUGCAGCUGUGUCUCACUGAUCUGCAGGAUAUAAUUAUAGGGCGACCAUGCGUCCUCUUUUACCCGGACAUGUCCUCUUUUUAGGGGACUGUCCAGGUUUGUCUGGGGAAGUUCAUAAAAUCCAUCAAAUGUCUGCGGUUUUGUAUGUAAGUUUCAAUUUUGUGUCACGUGGACUUACUGAAUUAGAAGCACAUAAAAGACACUCGAUCCGACCCGAAAAACUCUCAAAAUUAACUUCAUGCGACUCCGUGACUCUGUGUAGUUGUGUCCUCUUUUUGGGAAGUCAGAAUAUGGUCACCCUAUAUAAUUAUCUUCACAUGAUCAGUUCAAAACAAAAAUUAAAACGUGUUUUUAAAGUUUUUUUUUGCUGUCAGUGAUAUCAGCUGUUUGAGUCAAAGUCUGCUCUCUCCUCAGUGGCUCUGACGGUUUGGUGAAGUUAUGGACCAUCAAGACCAACGAGUGUGUGAAGACGCUGGACGCCCACCAGGACAAAGUGUGGGGUCUGCACGGCAGCCGCAAAGACGACAAGAUGGUGACCGGCUCUGCAGACUCCAACAUCACCGUGUGGCUGGUGAGACUGAUGCAUUUGUUAUUAGUGGAAAAAAGUCCACAUUUCAUUUUAUUCUCAUCAACGAUUGUUACCAUGCAUGCCUAGAAAAACCUGCAGAAACCUGAGACUGGAUCCUAAAAGUUUGCCUUCUGUCCACCUCACCAACCUGAAGAAGAUUAAUUUCCCUCAGGGUUCGACAGAUCGCCUCAAAAGUGUUGUUUUCUUUCUCCCCUUGAUAGGAUGUGACCGAGGUGGAGCUCGCAGAGGAGCAGGCCAAGCAGGAGGAUCAGAUCCUGAAGUAAGCCGCCGCACACAGAUUUUUCUUUCACGACAUGAAAAAUGGAUCUCAGAGCGGGGCGACGUCGCUUCAGACAAACAAAGUCUUGUCGUCGCUCUGUCUGAGGUCUGAGAUCCCCUCUUUGCACAACCCUGUUUGUCUGUUAGACCAAGGUGGACCUGACUGGGUUAAAGGUCAAGCUGUCUGUGUUUUUAGGUGGUGAUAAGAGAGAAGAAUUUGAGGGUUCAGAUCAGUCUGGUGUUAAUGUGUGUGCAUACGGUCACGUAUUUGUGUUUAUACGUGCUCUCUGACAUGUUAACCCCUGAGUCUGCACAGGACUGAAAGACAAACCCUGAUUAAUAUGAUAGAAACAGAUUUCUGCACAUAGCUGGAAACAUAAUAGCAGGAACUGAUGGAGGAUUUAAGAUGUUGUAAUAAUCUCUACUAAAAGAAAACUGAGUGACGUUUCUUUCCUCGUCUUUUCAGCCUCCUGUUACGUAACGACAAUUGAGGAAAAAAAACAUUUGACUACAAUUAAACCUGCUUUAGUCUUAAUAUUAGGGACUGAGAAUCUUUGUGCACAUUUGGUUUAUUUGUUUAAAUCAUGUCUUUGUUGUCUUUCUGCAUGUGAAGGCAGCAGGAGUUGUCUAACCUGCUCCAUGAGAAGAAAUACCUGAAGGCUUUGGGUCUCGCCAUCUCGCUGGACCAGCCUCACACGGUGCUCACUGUGAUCAAAGGUACUGGAUCCUGAUGUUCGUUGUAUAACCGGGUGUAAUAACAUCUGCUUUCUCUUCUGCACGUACACCUCGCAAACUGUUUAUUUGCAGCCUGUUUCUCUAAGAUCUUGUAUCCCUUCUUACACGCUGCAUUUCUAUCAUUCCUUUAUCCUUUCUUCUGUCUUCACGGUGAUGACCUGCUGGUUUGUCGCCCUGUCAUCUGCCUUUGUGAACAAGUAACCGCUCUCUGCAAGAGUUUAGUCAUCAAAGCACUGAUGCAGCUGUCAAAAGACGGUGCAAGAAAAGAAUUUAAGUCAAAACCAAACCGAAACAUGUAUAGUAGCAUUAGUCAUUGUGAAGUGAAACACCUCUGUGUGAUAAAUGGGAAUCCUAGUCGGCUCAAGAAAAGAGAGUUUUUCCAGGAUGGACUCGCUAAAAUAAGCACAUGUGAUUGUUUUGUGUCAGAGUUUGGAUCUUCGGAUCUCGGCUACAAUAACGGGAAUUAUCCGCCUCAGUCUGAGGGUUUAAGUCCUGAAUGACAGCGGCGGUGAAUCAGCGAACACGCCACUCAGUGCGUGUAAAACGAAUCUAAAGAUGCAGAGAGGUAUCGAUAACACGCCCAGUUUUGUAACGCUGUGUUUUAUAAUCCUGACUUUGCUUUUUUACGUGGUUUUCUAUUUAUAGCAUCACUAAAAGUGAUGAUGCUGGCGUUUGGUGAGCAGUAGCAAACCGGUUUCAGAGUAUUCAGAUAUUAUCCAACACCUCUCUGACUAAAGUCCCACUGAAUUAUCUAAGCAGACAUGCUCUGUUUCUGCAGAUGUUUCAGUCUCGGUUCUUUGUUUCCAAUAAAUUUCCCUUUUGAAAGCUCGCCGAUACAUCACUGAGCAAGGCUGGUAGUUCAAAACUGUAAUUAAAAUACUUGUUUAAUUGCAUUUAAGGUCCUUUUUUUAACUCCUUGAAUGAGACGGUUCACACUUCUACAACAGAUUAUACCUUUCUCUAAAAGAAAACCUGUAUUUUAAUACAAUAUGAUAUGAUUCCACCCUGUUCUGGUAUUUUGUCACACCUCUGUUAUAACAGUUAUUCAGCUCUGCUAGAAUAUAUUGUAGAAAAGCUCACGGUAAUCUUUCCAGCAGUUGACAAAGUCUUGAUAAUAGCUGCAGGGUCACCAGAAACAGGAUUAUUUCAUUAACUUUGAGCUUUUUUUAACUUGUAUUUAGGAUUUACCUUGACUUUUGACCCGUGAAUGCACUUAUUUUUACUGCUGAUACUGUGCUGAUUGAUUGGACAGAUGGAGCUGACAUGUUGUUUCAAUGUUACUUCUAGCGAUCCGUCAGGGAGACGAAAGAGAAGAGCUGCUGGAGAAGACGGUGCUGAAGCUUCGACAGGAUCAGAAAGGUAGAGGGUCACUGGGGUCUUUCACUGAAUUACAGAAAAACUCUAAAAAUAAACUUUUAAAAAGAUUUUAAUUUAAAAAAAGCCUUUUUGUGGUUAAUUGUGAUGCCUUCGUGUAUUUAAACCUCUAACCCUUAUUUUUUCCGGCCUCUGUUUUAACAUUGACCCCUCUCAGAGUCGAUCCUGCGAUACUGCGUCGUCUGGAACACCAACGCCAGAAACUGUCAGGAUGCCCAGGCCGUCCUGAAGGUGCUCGUCACACAUGUCCCACCUGAGGAGCUGCUGCAGUACCAGGGCGCCCGGGCGCACCUAGAGGGACUGAUCCCGUACACAGGUGAGAGGAUGUAUCUUACAUGGUAUAGGUCAGCAAGGUCUUCAUCCACACUUAAAAGCUAAAUGAGUCAAUAAUUAUAGACACUUAUGAAAACAAUGGCGAUGGAUAACCGUGCCAGACAAGAAGGGCAAAGCAUGCAGAUGAUGAAAUAGAAAUGAAUUUAUAAAAAACAAGAAAGAGCAGGUCGUUAACAUAGUUUUGUUGGCAAGAGCUCCAGUCGUGAGAAACUGGCACGUGUAAGAGAAGAUAACUAGGUACUGGGUUUAAAGUUGUCAACAAAUGAAUGGAAAAAACAGAGCACAGAAAAUAACCGUAUGAUUCAUUUAUCCCCGUCACAGAGCGGCACAUGCAGAGGAUCGGCAAACUGCUGCAGGCGUCCAUGUUUUUGAACUACAUGUGGCAGAAGAUGAGAGUCGUCGGUGCUCCGUCCAGGUGAGAGAGCCGUGGGUUAAAACCAGGCAGGACCCCUUAAGUCUUUCAAAGUGUGUGCAGGGUGGGGUCUCUGGAUUUUUUUGCAAACCUUCAAAUUUGUUUUUUUUCAUCAAUAUUUUUGGUUUUACAUCAGUCUGGAUGCAGACUCAGAGUCUGGGACUGUAUAUUUAAUCUAAAAGGUAACAGACUAGAGCUCAGUUACUUCCUUGUUUCUCCGGCUAACACUGCAAACGUGCAUUCUUCGAUGUGCUCAGGAACACUGUUUAUUCCUGUUAACUAAUGGGAAUCGUCUGGCACACUCGGGUGAACCAGGAUGUGUUAAUGUGGGUCAAAUGUGACAUCAAGUUCAGCAUGUAAUCGAUCCAGCAGCAAACUCCAGCUCACACAAAGGCUGGUUGUGUUUUUGGUCUCCUAAGAAGACAAAGGGGUUAAGUUUUGCGGUUACACCAGACAUGAUGACACUUUUUAUAAUGUUUGAAGCUUUUACAGAACUGUAGGUCAUAUGGGAUCACAGCGCUGGGCUGCACAAUUGAAGCUUUUACCUACAUACUCAUACAAUCGGGUUGUAUUAAGAUAUUGACGAUACUGUUUCAUUUUUUGUAGCAUGGAUCUAGAUGAAGAAAUGGACACCACUCCUCUUGCACAGCCUUUCUUUACAAUUGACAAAGAGAAAGGACCAAGCAGCGGCCAUGAGGAGAAACAAGAUGGAGAUGAUGCUGAUAGUGGACAGGACGAAGACCAAAACUGUCAAAUGGAAGAAGAAGAGGACAAUGAGGUCAGCGUCACCAGGAAAGCAUCCUCGAACAACGGGCGAGAGAGCGCUGAAACGAACGGGAACCACCAUUCCGAGAGCGAGGAGAGUUCAGAAGACGAAGACGAAACAGAUCAAACUGUAAAAGUAAUGAAAUGUCCCCCAGUUUCGUCAGCUCCACAAUGCCAAACCAUCAGCAGCUGA
Molecule: messenger RNA, 13370 nt
Organism: Xyrichtys novacula (pearly razorfish)
Lineage: Eukaryota; Metazoa; Chordata; Actinopteri; Labriformes; Labridae
Source: the annotation of a GenBank genome assembly